This is a messenger RNA of Cloeon dipterum, 1050 nucleotides long. RefSeq names its product zinc transporter ZIP1-like. Gene Ontology annotation, molecular function: zinc ion transmembrane transporter activity. Gene Ontology annotation, biological process: zinc ion transmembrane transport. The transcript has 4 exons. Gene Ontology annotation, cellular component: plasma membrane. NCBI's taxonomy places the organism in Eukaryota, Metazoa, Arthropoda, Insecta, Ephemeroptera, Baetidae. Bases 1 to 1035 code for a protein of 344 amino acids. The record is from RefSeq and is a predicted model, not a curated record.
AUGUCGGAGAAAAAAGAAGAUCUCAACACAGCACGCAUCUGCGUGAUGGUCCUGCUGCCAACUAUCACCCUUGUGUGUGGAGUUUUGCCCACCUGGCUUGCUCAAAUCUUCAAGUGGGACAAAAAAACAAUUGACGGACUAAAGGGAAAAAGAGCGCAGUGUUACUUCUCCUUGAUACUGUGUUUUGCGGGCGGAGUGCUCAUGGCCACGGUUUUCAUGCACCUUUUGCCCGAAUUGGAAAAUGACUGCAAGGAGCAGGUGGAGAUAGGCAACUUGCCUGAUCUGGGCGAAGCUGUUCCGUGGGCCACGUUGUUCCUCAGUUGCGGCUUUUUCUUCGUCUACUUCGUGGAGGAGCUUGCUCAUUCAUUUGUCACGUGGCAGAAAAAAGGAACGAGCUUUAAGCCAUCCAUCGCGGAAGUCGAAAUGAAUUCGGGGACAGCUAAAUAUACUGUCGAGGGUCCAAAUAAAACUGGAGUAACAGAUGGAAGUCUCCGUGUUCAAGUAGGCUGCUGUGCUGUGCAAGACCACAUUAUAUUGGACGAAGAUGACAACUCGGUGAUGUCCAACGUGAGAAACGUCCUCACCAUCCUGGCUCUCUCCUGCCACUGCUUUUUCGAGGGUUUUGCAGUUGGCAUGGAGGAUACGACGGCAGGCAUCUGGUACCUUUUCAGCGCUGUUUCCUCACACAAAUACGUCCUCUCAUUCUGCAUUGGUGUCGAAAUGCUCGCGUGCAACACAAAGACGAUCCUCAUCUACAUCUACACAGGGAUUUUCGGUUUGUCUAGCACGUUUGGCAUUGCUGGCGGAUGGAUAAUAGUGGAGACGGGAUCAGAAGGUGCCGAAAAACACGCAGCUGCGGUUGUUUUGCAAGGCAUGGCAAUGGGGACCAUCGUGUAUGUCACAUUCUUCGAGAUAUUGCAAAACGAAAAGGCUAAGCGCCAAAACAGCUACCUCCAACUUGCCUCGGUCAUUAUAGGUUUUGUCAGCAUGUCCCUACUGAUGAGCCUGGGUAAGAGUCAUCAAUAUAUCGAGUAAUUAUUGCUUAAUCUA